AUUUUAAGUCGUUCACCGAUGGCAGGCGAGAGUGACAACAGCGCUUGUCUUUGUUGGUUUAAAAACAAAAUCAGCUUUGAAACCGGCUCCCAGACGGUGACUUAAUUCUAUCGGGAGUUGCGGUUUUCGCCUCUCCCACGCGCACGAUCUUUUUCUGAUCCUCGAAGUGCGUCAUCUGGGUAUUUCCGCACUGUUUUGAGUGGGCGGUAACGAGACGUGCCAUUUUUUUUUUUCCUCUUUUCAUCAAGCUCGACGACAUUUCGACCGGAGAAUGAAGUCUCUGGUUUUAUAAAUUAAAAGCUUGGACUUCCCGGUUUAUGAGUCCCGGUUUCCUGCUGGAAGAUUUGAACCGCACAAGCAGCGCAACAACACGUUUGGCGUUUUUCAAAAGAUUGUCGGCGUGUUUUACAACGCAAACGGCAAACUCGCGUGAAGAGAGUUGUUUGGAAUGAGCGCACAACAGCAGCACGUCGCCCGUCACAACCUCGUUAAAAGGUCAAAUGAAGUCGAGGGGCCGACAUAUUUUGGACGGACGGGAAAAUAAAUCCCCCGACUUUCAGCGCCACAUUUUUGCAGGACUGCGACCAAAAGGGCAGAUGCAAAUGAACAAUUUAGUGCUUUCCUCAAGGGAAAAUGUGAUUUCCUGGAGUUGUCACCUUGAGAGAACAAGGGUGGAUUGAAAGAGCUCAGGUUGAAAACGGCGAGUUGUCCUCAACCAAAUGGAGCAUUCCGAAAUGAUGAGAUUGAAUUCAAUCUUUUUGGAUUGAUUCUCAUAUUUUACCCGAAAGCUGGAUGAGCCUUGCAUUAAAAAUAAAAAGAGGGAUUUCCAAUGUAAUUGUUUUUAAGAGUGUAAAAUCGAUAAAUCAAUCGCACGUCCGUGAUUGUUCCGCACAAUCGUGUACCCGCCUUACCGGAAAAUGCGUGCGUGUGCUGUCACACGCUGGCUUGACGCAGUGGGUCGGCGCAGAGGCCGUGUCUAUCUGUCCUCGGCGGGGGGGGGGAGAAGGAGGCGACACCAGCGAACAGCCCGCAAGUCGAGACGGUUUCUUCGCCGAGAUUCCGCACGGUUUGGCGUUUGCACCCUUGACUAAAGGAGCCGUGAGAUUCCAGAGGGUCUCGUGGGAGCCAUGGCCAUUCCAGGUGUUUACAGAUGGCCAAUGAACACUCUCAACCCAGUCCAAACCGCGAGCCCCUUCCUCGAGAUCAUCGAGCAGCCCAAGCAGCGCGGGAUGCGCUUUCGGUACAAGUGCGAGGGCCGUUCCGCCGGCAGCAUACCCGGGGAGAAAAGCAACGACACCACCAAGACCCACCCUGCCAUUAAAGUGCACAACUACAGCGGCCCCUUGCGCGUUCGCAUCUCCCUGGUGACCAAGAACACGCCGUACAAGCCGCAUCCGCACGAGCUGGUCGGAAAGGACUGCAAGCACGGCUACUACGAGGCCGACCUGCAGGAGAGGCGCGUGCACAGUUUUCAGAACUUGGGCAUUCAGUGCGUGAAGAAGAAGGACGUGAAUGAGGCCAUCACGUGUCGGCUGCAGACCGACAACAACCCGUUCAACAUUCCCGAGCCCAAGGUGUGGGAGGAGGAAUUUGACCUGAAUUCGGUCCGGCUCUGCUUCCAGGCCUCCAUCACGCUGCCGACAGGGGAGCUCUUCCCCCUUGAGCCGGUGGUCUCGCAGCCCAUCUUUGACAACAGGGCCCCCAACACAGCAGAGCUGAAGAUCUGCAGAGUGAACCGCAACUCGGGCAGCUGUAAAGGCGGCGAUGAAAUCUUCCUGCUGUGCGACAAAGUGCAAAAAGAGGACAUUGAGGUCCGCUUCUUCCAGGACUCCUGGGAGGGCAAGGGCACGUUCUCCCAGGCGGACGUCCACAGGCAGGUGGCCAUCGUGUUCCGCACGCCGCCGUACCGCGACCCCAACCUCAGCGAGCCCGUCCGCGUCAAGGUGCAACUGCGCCGGCCCUCGGACCGCGAGGUCAGCGAGCCCAUGGACUUCCAGUACCUGCCCGCUGACCGGGACGAAUAUCGGCUGACCGAGAAGCGGAAACGCACUGGCGACAUGUUCCAAAAUCUAAAGCUGGCGUCCGUGCUGUCCACGGUGUCGAUUCCGCCACCGGAUCGACGACACAUCAGCCCUGUCCGGAGGACGGUCCCGGCCAAACCUCCUUCAAUGAUGGCGCCGACCUUUCCCCCCGUCGCGAGCGGAGCCAAAUCGCAACCAUCCUUCACGUACUUGCAGCACAGCCAGAUGUUCUUGGACCAGAACAAAGUGGAAGCCUCGCCUUCCCCCGCCUCCUCGUCCUCCAUUUCGGCGGGCGCCACGAACCAGACGUGGAAGAUCAUGGAGACCUUAAACCUGGGCCCGCAGCCCAAAGUCGCCCAGGGUUCGAGUUUCGCCGUGAACCAGGCGCCCGUUUCCAGGCAGGACUACUCCACUCUCAAACUGUCAGACCUUCAGGAAUUCUUUCCCGACAUCUCCUCGGUCAUCACCCAGGAGCCGUCGGCCCCGCAAGGGGGUGCGGCCCCUUCGCAGUCCGCCGGCUUCUUCCCCAUGCUGGACCCUCAGUUCCCCGCGAACGCCGCUCCGGCCGAGGACGACAUCCCGCAGUUCCCCAGCUUUCCCGAGGCCCAGGCGCCGGGAACCCUGGACAGCCUCGACAUGGACGACUUUGUGGACCUCCUGAACCCUCCGCACGAGAGCGUCAACGGCCAGCGAGCCGGCCCCUCCUCCGUCCCGUCGGCCGCGGCCCAUCGCGACGCUCCGCCGCAGAACACUUCGGACCCGACCGGCGUGCCGGGGGGGACCUGGAUGAAUUACCCCAACAGCAUCGUCAACCUGCUUCAGAACGAGAGCAUGAUGGACGUCUUGACCGGCAACAACAACCAGCAGCGGCCUGCCGUGCUGGACGAGUUUGACGAGUUGAUAUCCGUGGAUGAGGAUCACCUCAUUUCCAUUUUUAACAGCGGAAGCCAAGCCGGUUUUGUUUCGGGACACCCGACCUAAAACUCAUUUGAAGAGGCCCGUUCACAUCACGCCGCUUGUUUCGGGCCCUUUUGGAAAACCGUUUCAGCAUGUAUUCCAGAUCCUCCACAUCCGCCUUAAGCCGCAUGAAACGGUGUGCUCGUUGUCCUCAAGAGUUACACGGUUUAAGGUACUGCUAGAAUGAGUUGAGUUGGGUUCAUUUUAAGGACAGAGAGCGUACUAAUAUAUGGACCGAAUGGUGGAUUUGAAAUGAAUGCUGAAACGGCUUCCCUGAGGGCAGACACGAAGGGACCAAAUGUAGCUCACGAGGACACCGGCAGUAAAUGUCCAGCGUUUUUUUUUUUUUUUUUUUUUUUUAA
Syngnathoides biaculeatus (alligator pipefish) is the source of this 3340-nucleotide messenger RNA. RefSeq names its product v-rel avian reticuloendotheliosis viral oncogene homolog A (gene rela). NCBI's taxonomy places the organism in Eukaryota, Metazoa, Chordata, Actinopteri, Syngnathiformes, Syngnathidae. The record is from RefSeq and is a predicted model, not a curated record. The transcript has 11 exons. The coding region runs from base 1128 to 3002 and encodes 624 amino acids. Gene Ontology annotation, cellular component: cytoplasm. Gene Ontology annotation, molecular function: RNA polymerase II cis-regulatory region sequence-specific DNA binding; DNA-binding transcription factor activity, RNA polymerase II-specific. Gene Ontology annotation, biological process: regulation of transcription by RNA polymerase II; cellular response to stress; canonical NF-kappaB signal transduction.